Gadus morhua (Atlantic cod) is the source of this 2219-nucleotide messenger RNA. It is a transcript of the gene serhl, whose product is annotated as serine hydrolase like. The transcript is spliced from 11 exons. Gene Ontology annotation, cellular component: membrane. The record is from RefSeq and is a predicted model, not a curated record. NCBI's taxonomy places the organism in Eukaryota, Metazoa, Chordata, Actinopteri, Gadiformes, Gadidae. The coding region runs from base 157 to 1209 and encodes 350 amino acids.
AGGCUAAGUCGCGGGGUUUACCUACAGAGGAAAUUGAAAUCAAGUUAGUCGGUUCUUCUAACCUUUACACAGACUAGUCUCUCCUGACACUUUCGUUGUGAUUGUUGUUGCGGGCUGUUUCUUGCCAUUUUAAUAACUUUACAGCGAUCUUCGAGAAUGAUGCAAACUGUAAAAAACGUCCGACACUUGGUGACAUCAACUAAACACGCCGUUUCAGAGCUCACAGUGCCAGUCCCAUGGGGCCAGAUCAGAGGCAAGGUCUGGGGUCCAGACCACGGCCGUCGUGUGGUCUGUCUGCACGGCUGGGCUGACAACUGUGGGACUUUCGACACACUCCUCCCCCUACUACCUCAAGAUUAUAAAUAUGUGGCGUUUGACUUGCCCGGUCAUGGUCAGUCAUCCCAUCGCCCUCCUGGAGUCCCGUACUAUUUUCAAUCAUAUGUGGCUGAUCUCUAUCGACUUGUUAAAGCUCUGCAGUGGGAGAAAUUCUCCAUUAUUGGCCACAGUAUGGGGGGCAACAUAGGUGGAAUGUUCAGUGCACUGUAUCCUGAAAUGGUAGAUGCAUUAGUUCUGCUAGAUUCAUACGGAUUCUUACCUACAGAUGUGAAAGAGAUGCCCGAAGUGAUGAGGCAGGGAAUGGAAGAGCUGCUGAAGUAUGAAAACAGAGAGGAGAGAGUAUACACAAAAGACCAGGCAUUUCAGAGGUUACAAGCUGGAAACCCCACUCUCUCCGAACAGUCAGCCCGCAUCCUUUUAGAACGAGGCACCAGACAAGUAGAAGGAGGUAAACCUCGAUACUUAUUAUGUUGUCCUUUAUGCUCUUUCUCAUCAAUCAUUUCAUCCUUUUCUUUUUCUUGUACAGGGCUUGUGUUCUCUCGUGACUUCCGGAUUAAUCUGAAGAACAUAAUGCGUUUUAGCACGGAGCAAUGUCUGGAGCUACAGUCCAGGAUAACGACCCGGGUCUUAGUGCUUCUGGCUGAGGAGGGCUUUGAGAAGAGGUUUGCUGAAUCAUACCAAGCCAAGUUAAUUUCCAAUAUUCUCCAGGGUUACAGGGAGCCCAAUGGAGUUGUGGUGACUCUACCAGGGGAUCAUCACGUCCACCUGAAUCACCCAGAGAGCGUCGCUCCUUUCAUUACUGACUUCCUGCAGAGCAACGGCCCCUCCAACUUAACAAGCUCUGCAGAAGACCCUGAACCAGCCAAGCUAUAAACACACAAACCAGCUAACACUAACGCCAUUCACCACUUCACCGUUCAUGCCUAGUGCCAGAUGUACCCACCGGCCUGCCACAUUCACAUCUUCCCAAACAUUUUCCCAUCCGCACACUUUUUCCAGUUUGGCUAGUCUGGAACUGCUGUGGCCUAGCCACCCAAAGCCCAUAGGACACGCCUGUCGUGCUAUAGUUAUUACAUUUAAGAACUGCAAAAGAGAAGGAUGAUCAUGUGCGGUGACAUUUUGGAAGAGCGUUGGAGCGGCCAGUGACCAGCGGGGCCCGUUUGGGCAGAUGCUUUGGAAGUAGUGUGGCCGUUGCCAGGCGGCUGUGUGCGUUACACGACUUGUUGCCAUAGUAACCAUCCAGCACAUAUCUUUACACUGUGACUAACAGCCAUACUGACAAUGAUGUAAUUGUAUUGAUUGAUGUCAACUUAUCAACCCUCUCUGGCAGUUGCUUGAUUUAAUUUCCUUGAACAAAUUUAAACAUUUAGUAUUUUCCAUGCCUUUGGGUGUGACGGAUAAAUUCAUAUUAAUAUAUUUAAUCAAAGAUAUAAGGUUAAUGAUAUGAGUUUACAUUCCACAGGUCAUUAUUUUAAUUGCUUGUGCAGGGGGAAAAAAAAUGUAAUCAUCAAGUGACGAUGUAUCGGGACAGAACAGAAAGCACAUUCAUUUAUUUAUUUUUAAAAAUCCUAUGAUAAUGAAUAUUAUUGUGAUUCUGUUCCUGCUGUGUCUCGGAUAAAUAUGUUUAACGUAAAAAGUGAAAAUAUAUGUCUGGCCAAACGUUUACAACUUCUAUUAACAUUAUCUUUUAUUAAAAUAUUCAACAAAUUAGACUACAUCUUUUCAUCAGAAAUUCUGCAUUUAUUUACAGUUUCAAUACGGAAGAUUUCCACUAGUUGGUAGCUUAAAAUGACCUAUGCUUAUCAAUAAUUAUUUAAAUAAUGUUAUCAAUAAAACAUCUUAUAACGUGUAUUAUAAAAAUAAAAAAUUCCGGCUAACCUGUA